AUGGAGUGGCAAGUACUCCUAGAGAUAAUCUUAGUCCACAAUCGUGAUGAUUGGAGACAAGUUUCACUCGUCUGUAAAGAGUGGCUUCUUGCCGAAUCCGAGACUAUGAGUUGUAUGAGUGUUCUCUCUUAUGCUGUAGAACCAAGGAUAUUGAGUCGCCGGUGCCCUAAUGUCAAGGUUCUGAAGAUCAAAGGAGACAACAAAGUGAAGUUGGGAAGCAAGGCUACUCCUUGGAUUCAAGAAAUAACUAAUCUUGGAGCCCUCAAGUCCCUAGAGUUCAGUGAGAUGGAGGUUAGCGAUAAUGAUCUACAUAUCUUGGCAACAUCAAAAUUGGGAAAGUUAGAGGCUUUGGAGCUCUAUGGGUGUUAUGGAUUUUCUACAGAUGGCCUUUUGUCAAUUGCAAAACACUGCAAGAACUUAGAGAAGUUAGUGUUAGAUGCUAGUAGUCUUCUUGUGAAAGAUGGAGAGUGGCUACAUCAGAUAUCUGUUCACAAUCACUCUCUGAAAGUGUUGAACUUUCAUCUCAUUCCAAACAUUCAAUUCAACACUCAAGACUUAGAAGCUGUGGCUAAGAACUGCCCUCUAAACUCUCUCAAGAUUGGCCUUGUUGAUAUGCUAGAGCUCAAUGGGUUUUUUACAGCUGCUCACAAGCUUCAACAAUUCUUUGGUGGCAGUUUUAGUACAGAUGUGAAUAGAUCUCAAGAUAUGUAUAGGUUUAUCAAGCUCCCUUCAACAUUAUGUGGCCUUGGUAACUUCUACAUGAAACCAUGUGACAUGGCUCUGCUCUCUCCAUUUGCUGACAGAAUUCAGUAUCUUGAUUUGCGAUUUGCAUUGCUGGGAUUAAAUGAUCAAUGCCAUUUGCUGCAAACGACUCCCAAUUUGGAAGUUCUGGAGUUGUUCACAGACAUUCAAGAUCAGGUGCUCAGAGUUAUUGCAAAGUCAUGUAAGAAGUUGAAACAAUUGCGGAUCUUACUAGGUCCAGACAUGAAAAUAAGUAGACGUUUCACCCAGAAAGGAUUGAUCAGUAUAUCACAAGGCUGCCACGAACUAGAAUGCAUUGAAGUGUACAUCUUGACGAUUAAGAAUGAAGCUCUACAAAUCAUGGGUGAGAACUUGAAAAACCUCAGUGAGUUCCGUUUGACAUUAACCUCAUAUAAAAAGGAAGACAAGGCAUUACCCCUAGACCACGGAGUGAGAGCACUGUUAAUGGGAUGUACGAAGAUGAGGAAGUUUAAGCUCUAUCUCAGAGAAGGAGAUCUAACUGAUGUAGGACGAAAUAUGUCGGUCAGUACAGUAAAAAUGUGA
Eruca vesicaria subsp. sativa (arugula) is the source of this 1305-nucleotide messenger RNA. The record is from the annotation of a GenBank genome assembly. NCBI's taxonomy places the organism in Eukaryota, Viridiplantae, Streptophyta, Magnoliopsida, Brassicales, Brassicaceae.